CGAAAGUUGACGUGUUAGAUUUAAAUGAUAAUGUUUUGAAACAUUGUAACAAUUUAAUAAAACAUAACUUUAGGGAUGAACUCGGAGUGCUCUAUGCGGUCCACUUCAUACAAGGUUAAAACUGUUUGCGUAAUAACAGGUGGAAUUCUCGUUCAUCUAUGUCUAGGGAAUUUCUAUAUAUUUGGCAAUGUAAGCCCGUAUAUGAUAUCAUAUUUACGCAACAGAACAAGUGAAACAUCAUUGAGUAACACGGACGUUCUUUGGAUUUCAAACGCCGCUUCUAUAGCCACACCAUUUGCUGUGACGCUAGGUGGAUUGUUGGACAGAUAUCUAGGUGUACGGACGGCGACCGGAAUAGGAUGUGUUUUAUGCUGCACUGGCAUAGGUUUGACAUAUUUGUCAAUAAAGAAAUCGCUACUUUUUGUCGCAUUGUCAUAUGGUAUUUUUGCAAAUUUUGGAACAUUUAUGGCAUAUGGACCCCCAGCAAAGACAGCUGUUAAGUGGUUACCGGAAAGGUCAUCAUUCGCGGUGGGAAUGAUAGUGAGUGGGUCUGGGGGCGGUGCCCUGAUAUUCAACCAGGUCGUUACAACUUAUAUUAAUCCGGAUAAUCUCCCGCCGGAUUUAGAAACGGCAGAUGGUGAAAAAUAUUUUACAAAUAAAGAGGUUUUGGACAGAAUACCUACGUUUUUUCUUUUACUAGCAGGGAUUUAUGCGAUUACCCAAUUCCUCGGAAUUUUGCUUAUAUUUACACACCCUAGUGAUAGACAGGAAGCUAAACGGUUAAGUUAUUCAGAAGACAACGCUAAUUAUGGUACAGUAUCGACGGUUAGAGAAGAUUUGACCACCAAUAAUGAAUACAGACAGAUUAAACAGCAAAAAUCAGUUUCAAAAGAGUCUGUAAAGACAGUGUUGUGUAAGGUUGUCACGAGUAAAAAUGCAUGGUGCUGGUGGGUUAUACUGUUUCUAAUUUAUGGUGGUAUGACAUACUUUAACAAUCUAUAUAAGGCAUAUGGUCAAACAUUCAUAACUGAUGAUCAUUUCCUUGCAACGGUUGGUUCCAUAUCAGCAAUAUUUAACUGUAUAUUUCGUCCUAUUUGGGGCAUGAUAAUGGACAAAUACGGGUUUCAAAUAGCAGUUAAACUGGCAUCGGCAUUGUUUGUAUGUUUUGCAUGUACUAUUGUACUCACGGAAUCUCUCGGCAAAAUUGCAUUUCUCGUGUGGAUCUGUGGACUUUAUGCAAGUUCUGCAUCCGUUAUGUCCAUUGGUCCAGCAACCUUAGGAAAACUAUUUGGAGUUGAACAUAUGGCUAUCAAUAUGGGUUUUACAUUCACUGGAAUUACUACAGCAGCAAUUACCGAUGGUUUUAUAGGUUUGUAUCUUCAAAGCAUAUUAGGAUGGCAUGGUUUAUUCCUUCUCGCUGGAAGUAUGGGAGUAACAGCGUUCCUGAUAACAUUUUUCUUCGAUUGCAAAGAUACGAACGGCACAAAAAUAUAAAUCAGUUUUAUAAAGAGAAACAGCAUAUAUAUUCUUUAAUGUGAAUAAGAUUAAAGGCAUGCAUGCGACAGGGAUUCAAAGAAAUAAUCAUUUCAACGUGUGCUUCAAAAUAAAGAACGUUGACUUCGUCAAUGUGUACUAAUAAAUUUGGAAGUUAACAAAUUAAACGGUAUUUACGUGCAUCUUUGCAAACCUGGGCAACCUACUGAUAAUAAAAUAUAUUUCUUUAAACAUAAACAAGAGUCAACAUAAUUUCAAUUAUAUUUAAACAAUUUGGAACAGAAUUAACAACAAAAUUAUAUGAAGAUUGCUGUCUCCGUUUAAUUGAAUCUGUUGGUGAGAGAUAAAGUGCAACCUCCUUUACGUCCCUUGUACCGGCCUAGGCUGUAUUUCUGAAUUUACUCUUUAGCACUUGUGUUGGAAUCAAUGAUCUCAAAGAACCAGUAAAUAUAACAACUAAAGCUGAACUAAUGUUCGGAGCAGCUUUACAGCUGAUAGACGUUUAAUUUACUGGACUAAUCUUGAAAUACAUUCAAUGUUAAUAUACUACUCAACUUUUAUAAGCAACAGAAGUUUCAUACUAAAGUAUAAAAAUUAUCAGUUAAUAAUUUUGCAUAGACUGAAUCAACAGCUAACGUAAAUGCAGUAUCGUUCACGCGUCAGUAGGCAUAGUUUAGGCAGACAAAAGGUGACAACAGCAAACAAGACCGACUCUUGUUAAUCCAGGCCUAUUGAGCACGGUAUGCAACAGCAACGCAUCUACGCAAUGACCUUCUUAAUGCUUCUAUGGUUAAUUUAUGUACUCUGACGGUGCGUUGAAUAUUUUACAAGGAUAAUCUGCAACCAAUAAGACCCUGUAAAAGAAUUCCAUUGACUUGUCGUUAUUACCAACCCCGUUCGGAAUGUGCGAAUGAGCAUGUAUGGUGGUACGGAUGAAUCUAGGUUAACUUAGAUUUUACAGACAAACAAGACGUGCGAGUAUCUGAAGAAGACAUUGGGAACUGUUUCAAUCCGGGAAUUUUGCUAAACAUGACCGCACAGGGUGAGUCAAUCAUCGUGUGGAGAGGCAUCAACGGUGACGGACAUACUGACCUCGUUGUGCUUAAGAUACAUACAUGGACUGGUCUGCGGUACAUAGAUGAGACGUAAACUACCACGGUUAGGCUGUUUGCGAUGACAAUACGCAUCCUACGAGACAUAGGUGGUAAAGGACUAUCGGGCGAAAGAGUGUUGGGCGCGUUGACCGGCAAGCCCGAUUACCCGACUUCAGUACAACAGAGCACGUGUAUAAUGAAUUGCAGGAAUGGAUAUCAGCUUAGUAGAUGCAAACUAGAGGCAGGGCAUGUUGGUGUAAGAAUAAGCCGUCGUUUCCGUCAGGACUGUCGGAAACCUCAUAGGGAGCGUGAGAAAGCGUUGCCGUGCAAUCGUCGUUAGACAAUUAAUUACACAACGCAACUGAGACUAAAAUUGUAACAUAAAUAAGGUUGUGAACAUUUGGAAAAACAAGUUGCUUUUCCAAAAACCUUAGAUAUAGUUAAGGUUGGGGUGAUUCUUCUCCUAUUCUUAAAGAUCCUGUAACACAAUUUUUUAUGGUUUUAUUUCAUACAUAUGAUGCUCAAAGUAAGAUUUGUCAAUAUUAUAAGUUCCAAUAAGCAUUAUUUGUAAAGAUUUUACCGAAUUUACCAUUUCAUGUAAAUAAGGGAGGAAAUUAGAAAUUUAUUUUCUAUAAAUUCAAAGUCAAAUUUUCCAAUAAGAAAUGAAUGCAUAUAAUUUAUUGAUUACUUAUUAUGUGCACAAAGAUUGCAGUACAUAUUUUACAUAUUCUUCGAUGUUUGAAACUUGUUUUAUUUGCAUAAUCAUAUACAUAUAUUAUUCUUGUUUUAUUUCUAAGAGUGGUAUACACACAAGUACAAUAUCAAUUACAAAACAUACAGGGGUAUACACACAGGUACAAUAUCAAUUACAAAACAUACAGGAUCUUUAAAACACAUAACAAAUACAAAAUCAGCAAAAACAGGUUAAAGAUAACCAUUAACUAUAUUUGGUGCUUAACAAAGGUUGAGUAGUAUAAAUUGAAAUCAAGAUUGGGAAAGGUCUACAAUUAAACUAUUUCGGUUUUAUUUCUAAAAACAAAAAAAUAAUAUUUCUUGCAAUUAAUUAUCACUGUAUUGCAAGCACAUUGGCAAGUUUUAUUAGAAUGUCACCAUUACUGUUGUUCGUGAUUUUAUCCAGUUAUGCAUGUACAUUCAAUACUCGAUUCUCAAAACCCACUUAUAAAAAUGAAAUGAAUUUGUUAAUUUAUGUUUGUAAAAAAAACGUGGUAAAUGCUUCUGUCAUUUAAUAUAUUAUUACAAAUUA
This is a messenger RNA of Ruditapes philippinarum (Manila clam), 3852 nucleotides long. RefSeq lists its product as uncharacterized. Lineage: Eukaryota; Metazoa; Mollusca; Bivalvia; Venerida; Veneridae. Gene Ontology annotation, biological process: transmembrane transport. The record is from RefSeq and is a predicted model, not a curated record. The transcript has 12 exons. The coding region runs from base 76 to 1494 and encodes 472 amino acids. Gene Ontology annotation, molecular function: transmembrane transporter activity.